AUCCCUUCUCAACAAAAUAAACACUCCCGACCCAUACGGCUCUUUUCAACCGAUGAGGGGGUGCCUCUGCUCGGGGCGGAUGGAGUCCAUCGACAGUAUCGGCACGAAAACAGGCCGAGGAUAUGGAAGAUAGGGUUUGAACUUUAAAGUUUGGUUACGAUGAAGUUCAGGCAGACAAAUUUCAAUGUGCUUGCUAUGGACAUAGAUUCCCACACGCAUGUCUGUCAUCCGUCACAGCGUUUCUCAAUUAUCACUUUUCGAUGACAGAUAUUCAUACUUUUUCUUCAGCAGCUCAAGAACUACGUGGUGAAGAUCUCUGUUCAAUAGCUAAACCAAUGUAUAAACUCCGUACACGAGUGUUGCUGUAGCAGCUGUGCAGCCAAAUCUCUGUUUAAAUUUAAGUCAAAAUUAUAUUAUGGUUUCUUAAAAAAAUUUCUAAUCCCCACAAUACUUGGAAUAUACUGUAUAAUCUCUAAUCUGGUACACUUUGGUAGUUUGAUCUUGCAUAACAUGUCUGCAAACCAUCACAUCAUAUUUAGGAGGUUCAGCCUAAUUAACAAAAUAAGCUCUUCCCCAGGGCUUUUGGAUAGCCAUGCCUUUUAAUACGCAUUGGGUACAAGGAUGCAUUGUGAACAUAUUUUCUCUGCAGUCAUACAGUCAGCAGUGUCUGAUUUGUGAAUUUCACCACAAAAAAGGCUUUAUCAAUAACCAAGUUGUAUUUUCACAGUUUGAUAAUAAUGUGAUUCCCAGAUCAUUCCUGUGAUUUGUAGACCUUAAGAGAGCCCUCUAUGGUGAGUUCAGUUUUAUUUUGACCGUACAAAGAAAAGAUAAAAAUCUGGAAAAGUUCAUGAGAUUGUCAGUUAAAUUAAAGUGUGCUUAUUAAUGUUAUAGUAUACACACACACCCUGCAAUAUACCACGUUCGUGUAGAUGUACAGGUACAUAUACAUAUACUUACCUAGGUUUGGGCCAUCCCUUUCUCAUGGUCUUCCUGGGGUUAUGAUGUGAGUAGUGUUUUUCAUUUAUUUUGAUUAAUUUUCAGAUUGUUGUCUAACGCUAACGUCUGGGACUUAUAGUGUUCAUUGUGUAACACCUAUCAUCUGAGGCCUAGUUCCAACUUGUGAAGUUGUGUAAAUGACGGAGUCGUCAUUAGCCAGUAGCCUUUGACAGUGCAAGUGUGCAGUUGUUCUCCACAUACGUUUGUAAAACCUAAGACAGACGUUUGAAUAAUAAUCACGGGGCACAGAUACAUAGAAGUCUUGUGCAUCUGUUAAAAAGUAGACCGAAACUCCUUUUGGAGUCAAUUGACUUUUUGAGGCAGUCACAAUGAGUUUUCUCUGGGUAAUAUUUGGGUUCAGGCUAGGAUGAACUAUGAUCUAACACGUUCGGUGCACUGUAAUGUCACUACAUGAAUGACACUUUGUUAACUUAUUGUUGAACCUUAGAGUUUGAACCAUUCAAAGACAAGUGUUUUUGAAAUUGUUUGAUAAAACUUCACCGAUACGUCCUUCCUCUAUAGCGGUUGUUUGAACCAAGGGUUAAAUGGUGAUCGCCUAGAUCGACUUUAUAUCAAGUUUGGCAUCCUGUCUCAGUGCCUGGUAGAAUGAAUUAUUUUUAUUUGCCUAACCCUGAAUUUUAGAGUCCUUUUUAGGUGCUGGCUCUGUGCUAGACCACAGUAGCAAUGAUGUUGAAUUGUUAAUGGCACAAUGACUUCAACUGUGAUGGCGGGUCGACCAUUUGCCGGGAACGUUUGUCUGGUGACGGGGGCCAGCCGUGGGAUCGGCAAAGGCAUUGCUCUUCAGCUCGGAGAUGCUGGUGCCACUGUGUACAUCACUGGUCGGUCCCUGGACCCAAAAGGCAAGGGAAAGCCUGGAUCAUUAAGAGACACAGCGGAUGAGAUUGAGGGACGAGGAGGCAAGUGUAUCCCUGUGCAAUGUGAUCAUGGGGAUGAUGAGCAAGUCAAGCUGCUGUUUGAGAAGAUCUCCAAGGAGCAGAAUGGACGACUCGAUAUCUUGGUGAACAACGCGUACUCAGCAAUAUCAGAGCUGCUAAAAACGACUGGAAAGACGUUUUGGGAGUUGCCUGUAUCCAUGUGGGACACGAUCAACAGAGUUGGAUUGAGGGGCCAUUACGUGGCCACGUGGCACGCUGCUCAGAUGAUGGUACCUGCGAAACACGGUCUCAUCGUCAAUAUCUCAUCACCUGGGGGGCUCAUCUAUAUCUUCAAUGCACCGUACGGCGUGGGGAAAAUUGGGUGUGAUCGCAUGGCGGUGGACUGUGGCCUGGAGUUGAAGAAACACAACGUUGCCAUGCUGUCAUUGUGGCCAGGACCAGUGAAGACGGAGACUCUUCUUGGCACGUGGACCGCUGAGAACAGGACAGAUCUCGAAAGGGACAGCUACGAAUACACCAUGAAGUACGGAGAGUCAACCGAGUAUUCCGGAAAAGCUGUUGUCCAUCUUGCAAAAGAUCCCCAAAUCAUGACUAAAACUGGUCGUAUUUUCAUCACGGCAGAGGUAGGAUAUGAGUAUGGAUUCCGGGACAUCGACGGUAAAACUCCGGCAAGUUUGCGGCAGGCCAAGACGCUGUUCCUCUGGACUGGCCACCCCUGGCUGGCUGCUUUGACGCCCCCUUUCGUUAAGUUUCCAUAUUGGCUGCUGGCACUCGGAGGAAACCACUUCUAAAAAGGCAUGCUGAUGUGAAUCCAGGAUACAAAUAAUUGGCAGAUCUAUGAUUCAAUGCAUGGGACUAUGCUCCCACCGCACCCCCCAAAAUGAAACAAUCUUUUUUAACAAGUAUAAUAUAGAAGGGGGACCACACAUGAUUCAUUUUCCUCUUCGAAGAGCGUGUAAAAAGGCCGAAACGUAAGCCUUUCCCUUAAAACAGGCCGUAAAAGGUAACAGAGUGAUUUUCAUAAUUUGGGUCCUCCCAAGAAAUGCUCCCCCAGUAGAAUAUUUGGUUCUGGAUCCACCUUUGUAAUUAGUUUCUGAAACGUUCAGAAUGCCACUGUCUUCAGAAAACCUUCUUCAGAACUCCUUCUUUACUAACUUCUUCUUACUAUUGGGCUCACAAUCGGAUCCCCUUCAACCCAGAACCAGACCACCAAAAGAAAGAUGCUUUUGUUUGGGGUUAAUUUUUUCGUUAUUGAAAGGUUGAACCAAAUGUGGCACACCUAAGCGACAGAUAACCAAAAUGCUGACAUGUAAUGGCUCAGAUUUAAGAUGUGACAAGUUCAAUAGUUGAAGAGACGUAAUUUUAAAAUCAUAUUGCAGACGACCAUAUAAAUUCAUUUUUUAAUCAAGUUGUGUAAUUAAAGAGCAACGUAGGGACUUUUUCAGCUCCUUU
This is a messenger RNA of Acanthaster planci (crown-of-thorns starfish), 3344 nucleotides long. RefSeq names its product dehydrogenase/reductase SDR family member 1-like. NCBI's taxonomy places the organism in Eukaryota, Metazoa, Echinodermata, Asteroidea, Valvatida, Acanthasteridae. The record is from RefSeq and is a predicted model, not a curated record.